GGCCUACUCUGGCUCUGUCUAUGAGAAGCACAGUCUCAGUGGAUCAAAUUCUGCAAGGAUUGGCUGUCGAUACUAUUCAACCAACCGUGUCCUUAUAUACAAGCUUAAUUAUGGUUGCACUGAGUUCACUUGCGGCAAUAGAAAGUGUGUACUCAACAGUUCUGUAUGCGACGGAAGCAAUGACUGUGGAGACAACAGUGACGAAGUGAAUUGCC
Geodia barretti is the source of this 215-nucleotide messenger RNA. The record is from the annotation of a GenBank genome assembly. NCBI's taxonomy places the organism in Eukaryota, Metazoa, Porifera, Demospongiae, Tetractinellida, Geodiidae.